Molecule: messenger RNA, 2074 nt
Organism: Anopheles nili
Lineage: Eukaryota; Metazoa; Arthropoda; Insecta; Diptera; Culicidae
Product: ubiquitin-conjugating enzyme E2Q-like protein 1
Exons: 4
Coding region: 40-984 (314 amino acids)
Source: RefSeq, a predicted model, not a curated record
GAAACGCGCUGCACACGGCCGUUCGCCAUCGCCCGUAAAAUGUCGUCCAGAUCAAAGGAGAAAGUAACGGCCGCCAUUAGGAAGUUCUUCAAAAGCUCCGAGAGCAAGAGCAAAGAAAGCAAGGACAAGGAUGGCACCGGCACCCACAUGGCCGCGGCGACAGAUGCAUCCGAGCCGAACCACCUGCACUUGCCGCACGGCCAUCACCACCAUCCGGCGUCUCAUUCGGGACCGUGUGGGAGUGGGAGUGGUGGAUCGGCGGUUGGAGGGACAGUGGCGGGAGCCGGACCCAACGGGGGUCCUGGGAUGGUGGGGUCCAACAGCAAUGGCGGCACUGGCAACAGCAACAGCAAUAGCAGCAGCAAUAGCAAAGCCACUACCGACAGCCCGAUGCGGCGGUUGCGAUGUGUUGUGGCUCCGACCAGCACUGCCAUGGUGAACGUUCCUGUUUCGAAACCACUCGACACCACCAUCCGUUCGAGGCGGCUGAUGAAGGAGCUGAAGGAAAUCGAACGGUUACAGCACUCCCGAACGGAACCCUGCUUUACGGUCGAGCUGAUCAACGACAACCUGUAUGAGUGGCACGCGCGGCUCUACCGGAUCGAUCCCGACUCACCGUUAGCCGAGGACCUGGUCGAGUUGAAUAUCCCCUUCAUCCUGCUGCAUCUGGUGUUUCCGGAGAACUUUCCUUUCGCACCACCGUUCAUGCGCGUCGUCGAGCCACGGAUCGAGAAGGGGUUCGUGAUGGAGGGCGGUGCCAUCUGCAUGGAACUGCUGACGCCCCGUGGUUGGGCGAGUGCCUACACGGUUGAGGCGAUCCUGAUGCAGUUCGCAGCGAGCUUGGUGAAAGGACAGGGUCGCGUCUCGCGGAAACCAAAAGCCACCAAGGACUUCAGCCGCCGGACCGCAGAAGAGGCCUUCCGAUCGCUGGUGAAAACGCACGAAAAGUACGGCUGGGUGACGCCCGCCCUCAACGACGGCUAGGAGGUGGAUUCCGGGGCGUGACAUGUGAUUUUCAUUUAUCCCCACGAGAGAGCAGAUGCGUCAUUUUCAUUCGCUUACAAAACCGUUCGUUUUAUUUUCCUACAUUAAAACCUCCUUUUGAACCACUCCCUGAGCGAGACGAUAGGCUCAGUCCUUUUACGAAGCAGGAUAAAGAUCGAAACACUACUCAACGCAGAUGAAACGUUUACUUAUGCUAUGUGAUCUCAAAACGUGGAAAUAGAUAUAUUUUUCAACCACCCUUCCGUCUCUAGCUCGUGAUAGAACAAGAAUGCACUAUUGGUAUCGGAAUUAUUUUGAGCGUCAGGUUGUCCUUUUGUCCCUUUAUCAAACUGGCGGUAACAUUUGUCUAUUGUUGCCGUGGUUUACGUGAACGAACUCCGCGCGGAUACGCAAAAUGGAGCGAUUUUCCUGCUUUGUUAGGGAAGAUUAUAAGAGAGAGAGAGAGAGAGAGAGAGAGAUAAAAAUAUAGAUAGAGACAGAGCAAACAAGAAUACACGUAGCAUGCGCCGAUCGAAGCAACCCAAAAUCGAGCUGUUCCCUCCUUAAGUAAUGUACAAAGCGCGAACCAGCAAAAAGCGAAACAUAAAACGCCGUCAGUGAGCUCGCGACACAGAUAGGAAAUGAAUUGUAUUUAACUGCGUCCGGAGGUUAGUAUCGAAAUGUAGGCACGAAAGCACACGCGUCCUUUGAACAAAAAGGCAAAAACCCGUCUCCUCCUUGUUGAUGUUGGUGUGUAAUAGAGGAAAAGCUUUGCUCCCAAGAAUCAGGACGUUGGUAUGGACCUGGGCGUCAUACGUACGAAAAGGACACCCGGAUAGAAGAAAACGCAAACGACAGUGUACUUGUGGAGCAGGUUCACAAAGUAUUAGCGCAGUGACAGGCCCUUUUGAAGGUGAAACACAAAACUAACAAACCCCCGUUGCUUGUGAUUGAAUGAGUUAGUUAAACCCUAUGCGUGUUAUGCCUGGAUGGAACGAGGCGGCUUCGUUUACGAAAUUGUUCAUCAAUUGUAUGUGUAAGAUUUUUGUAAAUAAACGGCAUAUUUUAUUGGUAAGAGAUGUACGCAAAC